Messenger RNA from Oncorhynchus nerka (sockeye salmon), 5658 nucleotides. Its product is annotated as autophagy protein 5-like. Gene Ontology annotation, molecular function: Atg8-family ligase activity. Gene Ontology annotation, cellular component: cytoplasm; Atg12-Atg5-Atg16 complex; phagophore assembly site membrane. The transcript has 8 exons. The record is from RefSeq and is a predicted model, not a curated record. NCBI's taxonomy places the organism in Eukaryota, Metazoa, Chordata, Actinopteri, Salmoniformes, Salmonidae. Gene Ontology annotation, biological process: nucleophagy; C-terminal protein lipidation; autophagosome assembly. The coding region runs from base 157 to 984 and encodes 275 amino acids.
GCGAAAAGGGGGAUUUUCUUGCUUUUUUUCCUUGACAGGCGAAUGACAACACCACCACGGCCCUCUUCCUUCAUCGCAGCUGGUUACAAACGCUCUAGAAAAGUGGUUUGUAGCUAGAGAAUACUUCAUUUAUGUGCCACUGGGAGCGACAGGAGGAUGGCAGAUGACAAGGACGUGCUGCGGGAUGUUUGGUUUGGUCGGAUUCCGACCUGCUUCACACUUUACCAGGAUGAGAUCACAGAGAGAGAGGCUGAACCCUUCUAUCUCCUCCUGCCAAGGGUGAGCUACCUGACUCUGGUCACAGACAAGGUGAAAAAGCACUUCCUGAAGGUCAUGAAGGCCGAAGACGUAGAGGAGAUGUGGUUUGAUUUCGAAGGAACGCCACUCAAAUGGCACUAUCCAAUCGGAUUGCUGUUCGACCUACAUGCCUCCAACACUGCCCUGCCAUGGAGUAUCACUGUGCACUUUAAGAAUUUCCCAGAGCGUGACCUGCUCCACUGCCCCUCUAACUCUGUGAUCGAGGCCCACUUCAUGUCCAGCAUCAAGGAGGCGGAUGCCCUCAAACACAAGAGCCAGGUCAUCAACGACAUGCAGAAGAAAGACCACAAGCAGCUGUGGAUGGGUCUUCAGAACGAUAAGUUUGACCAGUUCUGGGCCAUGAACCGUAAGCUGAUGGAAUACCCCACUGAGGAGGGAGGCUUUCGCUACAUCCCCUUCAGGAUAUACCUGACGAUGAGUGACAGGCCAUUCAUCCAGAAGUUGUUUCGCCCCAUCUCGUCCGACGGCUACACACACACGCUGGGGGAUCUGCUGAAGGAGGUGUACCCCGUGGCUAUACCCAACGACGACGAGUCCAAGCGCUACCAGGUGGUGAUCCAUGGAAUUGAGCCCCUGCUGGAGACCCCGUUGCAGUGGCUGAGCGAGCACCUCAGUCACCCUGAUAACUUCCUCCACAUCAGUGUCAUACCCGCGCCUAGCGACUGACACCCCUGGCAAAGUUUGGUAACACUCUGCAACUAGGAACGUUGCAAACUCCGAACGGACUCUUUAGAGAGCAGGAAAACCCACGUGACUGGGGGGGGGGGGGGGGGGGGGGGGGGAGUGACGCAAUCGCAGUGUGACGUCAUCUCAUUCAACUUGUCUCAAAAAGGAGCCCACCAGGAGAAAAUGUACCCUUCUGUUCUCCAUCUCUUUUCCUCUCCUCCUUCGCCCUCUGUCUCUUUUGGACCAUUAUGUGUUUGGGGAAAGUUGUUCCGCCCAAAAUGUGGAAGGCCAAGCUGAAAGAGGGCUGAUCCGUUUAAAAAGAGAGGCAGCAAGAUGCCGCUUACCACCUCCUCUCUCCUCUUCCUCCUCCUAGAGAAAGAGACAGAGCCCCGACAUGCCUAGUGGGACACCCUACAAACAGAAGUUGCCUUAGUUUUCCCGAGUCACAUCAUGCGCUACACGACUGGACGUUCAUAAAGUCACACUGAGUUUACAUGGUUGUACUGUAUGCCACUGAGGAGUGAAAGGGGAUUUUUAAAGACACUUCUUCAUUCUUUCUCUCACUGUAUUUUUAUAUUCUCCAUCUUCCUCACUGUAUUUCCUGUCUCUUUCUUCUCUCUCUUCCUCCCCCUCUUUCUCUCUCGUGUCAUUUACUGCCGAUGCUCUCUCAUCUCCAUAGCUAAUUUAUCUAUUGGAAUUCCUUCUGCUACUAAUGAGACCGCUAAACUUCUCUCCAUGCCAAGCCUUGGGGUUGUGUGUGUGUGUGUUGUAAUUAGAGACAUACUUUAAAGUCUCCUAGAGGGGGUGAGGAAGGUGUGAAGAGUACGGAUGGAAUCAUGUCUGUCUUCUCUCUUCCGUGUCAAAGGGAAACGGAGCCAGACAUGUAAUUUGGAGUGUGUUGCAGUCGAAGGGGAGGGAAACUUGUGAUGUCACACCUGUCUUAGCACGUCGGGCUUCCUCAUUCGCCACCUAGGAUGAUGGGAGAGGGGAGUUUACAGCUCUGAGUCAGGGCUGGGCUCGACGUGGGGUACUGUCUGAGGGGUAGGCAUGUGCAUACGUGUGUGUAUGUACAUGUCUGUAUGGGUACUUUUUACACAUUUUGUUGUUACAAAGUGGGAUUAAAAUGCAUUUCAUUGUCAUUUUUGGUCAAUGAUCGACACAAAACACUGUAAUGUCAAAGUGGAAGACAAAUUGUAACAUUUAUUAACAAAAUACAAAAAAAUUAAACUACUAUAUCUUGAUAAGUAUUCUCCCCUCUGAAACUACAUGUUAGAAAUGCCUGUGAGUCUUUUUUGGCUAAGUAUAUAAGAGCUUUACACACCUGAAUUGUACACUAUUUGCCCAUUAUUCUUAAAAAAUUAUUCAAGCUCUGUCAAGUUGGUUGUUGAUCAUUGCUAGAAAGCCAUUUUUAUGCCUUGCCAUACAUUUUCAAGCAGAUUUAAGUCAAAACUGUAACUAGGCCACUCAAGAACAUUCACUGUGUUCUUGGUAAACAACUCCAGUGUAGAUUUGGCUUUGUGUUUUAGGUUCUUGUUCUGCUGAAAGGUGAGUUUGUCUCCCAGUGUCUGUUGGAAAGAACAUUGAAUCAGAUUUAGCCUGUGCUUAGCUGUAUUCUGUUUCUUUUUAUCCUAAAAAACUCCCUAGUCCUUGCUGAUGACAAGCAAACCCAUAACAUGAUGUAGCCACCACAAUGCUUGAAAAUAUGGAGAUUGGUACUCAGUAAUGUGUUGUAUUGGAUUUGCCCCAAACAUAACGCUUUGUAUUCAGGACAAAAAGUACAUUUCUUUGCCACAUUUUUUGCAGUAUUAUUUAAGUGCCUUGUUGCAAACAGGAUGCGUGUUUUAGAAUAUUUUUAUUCUGUACAUGCUUCUUUGCACUCUGUCAUUUAGGUUAGUAUUGUGGAGUAAUUACAAUGUUGUUGAUCCAUCCUCAUUUUUCUCAUAUCACAACCAUUAAACUCUGUAACUGUUUUUAAAUCACCAUUAGCCUCAUGGUGAAAUCCCGGAACAGUUUCCUUCCUCUCCGGCAAUUGAGUUAGGAAGGACACCUGUAUCUUUGUAGUGAUUGGGUGUAUUGAUACACCCUCCAAAGCCUAAUUAAUAACUUCACCAUUCUCAAAGGGAUAUUCAGCGUCUACUGUACCAAUCAGUGCCCUUCUUUGCGCGGCAUUGAAAAACCUCCCUGUCUUUGUGGUUGAAUUUCUGCUUAAAAUGUCCUACUCGAUUGAGGGACAUUAGCUAAAUGUAUGUGGGGUACAGAGAUGGGGGUAGUCAUUCAAAAAUCAUGUUAACCAUUAUUACUGAACACAGAAUGAGUCCAACUUAUGUGACUUGUUAGGCUAAUUUUAACUCCUGAACUUGUUUAGGCUUGCUAAAACAAAGGGGUUGACUCAAAACAUUUGAUUUAAAAAAAUAUAUAUAUAUAUAUAAUUCCACUUUAACAUUAUGGGUUAUUGUGUGUGACACAAUCUCAAUUUAAUAGCUAAAUGUGGAAAAAGUAAAGGGAUGUGAAUACUUUCUGAAGGCACUGUGUGUGUGUGUGUGUGUGUGUGUGUGUGUGUGUGUGACUGCACACAGCGGACACAGACUUUUGACUCCGUCACAAAGACACACGCCGAUGAUGAAAAGCAGAGCUAGACUCUCAUCUUUUGCUGACAUAUUUGUCUUGUUGGGAUUUCCCAGUCAACCUAUUGGAUUGAGUUGCUCAAUACUGACAGCUCUGGCUGUAUCUCUAUUGCAGAGCUUUUAAAUAUCUCUGUUGCAUGUGUAUACUGCCAUUCCUCCUCCAAGCCCUUGGCAGCAUGUCUCGCAACUCACCCAAAGGGAUCCUCGGCAAUCAUUUAUUUUUCAUUACGAUGGGGAAGUACAGGUAACUGCCACAAUAAAGGAAACCCCAACAUAAAGUGUCGUAAUAGGGCGUUGGGCCACCAGAACAGCUUCAGUGCACUUUGGCAUAGAUUCUACAAGUGUCUGGAACUUUAUUGGAGGGAUGCGACACCAUUCUACCAUGUGAAAUUCCAUCAUUUGGUGUUUUGUUGGUGGUGGUGAACGCUGUCUCAGGCGCCACUACAGAAUCUCCCAUAAGUGUUCUUUAAACCCCCUAUGCUUUUUUCAGACCCUCUUUCAGUCUCUGAGAUUUGAUUAAUUUAGCAGAUGCUCUUUUUCAGAUCUCUUCUAGCCUUGGUAGCCAAAAUAAUGGGUAACUGGGCAUUUUUAUACAUGACCCUGAGAAUGAUGGGAUCUUAAUUAACUCAGGAACCACACCUGUGUGGAAGCGCCUGCUUUCAAUAUACUUUGUAUCCCUCAUUUACUCAAGUGUUUCCUUUUAUUUUGGGAGUUACCUAUAUAUGGGACACAAUGUCUGACCCCAGUUCUCCAAUUGUCCCUCUGUUCCCCAGGUCAUCACUUAGUUCAUCCUGUUGUGGUUGUUGUCCUGUUUUAAUUCAUGGCCAUAUCCCCCCCCGCCCCUUAGAAAUCAGACCGUGAUGCGUCAUUAAGGCUGAGAUGGCAACGAAAGGUCAGAGGUCACUGGGCAGGUCACUGGGCAUACUCUGUACUUAGGCAGUGUGAUGAUUGAUGUUUGUGUUUUUUUUGUUGCUUUCACCACCAUCAACAACAACCCCAAAUGCUCCCCCAAUGUGUUCCAACAAUAGCCAAACCCUUACUGUCCUAGUCAUUGGCACUAGAUUCCGUGAAACCGAGCUCUCACACACACACACACACACAUUUGUUUGUGUUUAACACGUUACAGGGGUCUGAGAGCAGUCAGAGGGUAUCAGACACAUGAGAGUGAUUAGUAAUUUAGAGGAAUCCAUGACUGUAUUCCCUCCAUGCUGCAUCCCCGUGGGAUAGAGAGCAAGAUCAGGGAGAGAGGAUGAGUGCAUGGCUGAGGUGGCCAACGGGCCUUUUCUCGGCACAAGCUCACUAAGGGGAAUUUUCUGCUCUAUAUUUCUACAUUUGGACUCUGAGCUUAUUUACAAAUACUGUAGUUUUCCUUACACCACACACACACACACUAGUCAAUAUGCAAACAAGGGUUCUGAGGUACUUUUCCGUCCCUCUGCUGUUUGUCUUUUCUCCCUCUACUUUCUCUUGGUGACAGCAAUCAUACUUACAGCACAGGUACAAACAGAACCAUCCAGUCAGUGGAAGCGUUACUAAUGAAAUAUUUCUUGAUUAGCGUAGGCGAUCUUCAACUAUAAGAUCUUACCUGGAUUCAGCGGUUUUCUCACUUUUAACUCUGCAACAAACAACAAAACUCUGCAUUCUUUUUCUGUUUUUUAAUUUUCUUUCUCUCCAAAUACACUAUUUUGCAGUGGCUUUUCUUUCAUUUGCUACUUACUGCAAUGAUUACAAUACAAUGCUGUAAAAAUGUUUUUGUGUAGAAUUAAAAAUGAAAUUGUUUUAUACUGUAGUUCUGGGCUAUGCCUGUCUUUGUGUUCCUGUUCUGGUUUGAGUUAUCAUGAUUGGGGUUGUUAUGCGUCUUAUUUCUGCAUCAAAUGUUUUUACUUCUAUAUGAGAACCUAAUCUGCCAGAGUUUGUCUUUGUCAUUUAUUGGUGUUUAUUUGAGAUUCAGAGGGUGGUAAAGGGUGUACAAAAUGUAUCUGAGAAUCGUAGACUAUUAGUUUUAUUUUCAAUCCUUUAAAAAAAUAGCUUCAGCCCGUUUCUGAAUCAC